AAAAUUUGAAGUGAAAUGAAAGUUAUCGAAUGGCAGCGACGAUACCUCGAUAGACUCAUGACUCUAAUGGUCGAUAAAGAAACAAUCGAUAUAUGUACUUUGAAACUGUGUCUCGUUGGUCCGCCUCACGUUGGGAAAACAACCACACUCAAUCGUCUACUGCAAGUGUACGAAAACAUUCAAUCAGCUGGAGACAAGGCGAAACAUGCAAGCACUCUACAAGCUAACUGCAUCCAGGUGAUGGCAUUGAUUAAUGAAGAUGAGUGGAUAUCUUCCAAGGAUGUCGAUGAAGAAGCCAAGAUGAUAUUUGGUUAUCUAUGUGGCAAUUUAACUCUUGAUGAAAUAGAUAUACCCAAGGAGGAAAUGACAAAGGCAGAAAGUGGUCAAGGAUUGGUAACACAUUUUAGUGAUAAGCACACCACCCAAGAAACGGAAGUCAACACACAAACUGUACAAAAAGCCACACCUACUGACUCUGAGGAUAAAGUCGCUGUAGCCCACCGAAACAAACUUGCACAAGUAAUUCUUCGACUGCAAAAGCUUAUAAAGAGCGGAAACUACUCUGAAAUGGCCAAAUGUCUUGGCAACACCUACCUUGCUGAACAUCAAUGAUGUCGGAGGCCAACCAGAAUUCCUAGAAAUGCUACCAGCCCUGAGCAAUGGUCCUGCCAUGUAUCUAGUGUUCUUAGAUCUGAGCAAGGAACUUGACAAGCCCUACGAUAUUCCUUUUAGUCGAGACGGCAAAGUCAUCACUCCUUAUAAAUCAAUGCACACAGUGAAAACCGCAGUCUCUCAAAUCCUCUCAUCCAUUGCUAGUGUGCAUCACAUGUCGGAUAUUUCGAAGCCUCUCUUAAAAACUCCUCAGUUAAAGGAAAAAUUUUAAGCUUUUCUCACAGUGCCUCCAGUGGCAGCUCUAAUAGGCACCCACAAAGAUAAGCUUGGUGGAGACUCAACUGAUGGUCCAGAAAAAGAACAAUUGACCAGAGACAAAAUGGUGGAGAUAAACGCAGCAUUGAAGCCCAUCACCAAAACUUUCGAGAACAUUUUAGUUUUUCCUAAGCAAGAAAGUGAGGCUUCUGAUGACACCUCUGAUAAAAAUGCAAAUUGCUCUUCUGGCAGGAUGUCCUUUUUUGCCCUCGAUAACGAUAAAGGCACGGAGAAUGUUGAAGUUUCUCCAUUACGUGGCUUAAUGAAUAAACUAUUUUACUCUCGCUUCGGCAAAACUUCUCUUCCAAUACCCAAAAAUUAGGAAUUAUUCUUCGAAAAGAGUAUCAAAUUGCCACAGUAGCAGAUUGUAUCGAAAUAGGCAAAAGAUUGGAGAUGGAUGAAGAAGAAACCACAAUCUGCCUCCUCUACCUUGCAUUGUAUAGGAUCGAUCCUGUACUAUACAGAUGUUCCCGAUGAUGAUGAUCCACGCUGGCUCCUCAAAGGUCAUGUCAUCUGCUUACCUCAAGUGAUCUUCGAUAGCAUAAGCCAACUGAUAAUCGUAUCUAUGCAGGUUGUUCAUGACGGAGGCCUCGACACAGAGUUUGUGCGAGCAGAAUUGAUCAGGAAAGGUCAGUUCUCACUAGAGGCCAUCAAGAGACAUUGCAAAUUAGAUACUGAAGUUUCCAAAAAUCUGGAAAACAAAUUGCUGAUACCAUCUGGACCGCUUGUGAAGCUUCUCAAGUACCUGAACCUUCUCUCUGAGAUUACACACAAAGAUGAAGAUGGUGAGCGAAUCACGUACCUCAUGCCGGCUAUAUUGAACUGUGCUUCACAAGAGGAGCUGACCAACCCACCUCAACCAGACACCAACAACCCAGAACCACUCCACAUCACAUUCAGCUUUGGUUACGUACCAACAGGAGUCUUCUGUGGGCUCAUCACUCGACUAGUUUCCCAAGGCCCUCAUGGAAUUCUCGGAUUGACGUGGGAAUUGGUGGAAGAUGGCGUCAAACGAAAUUGUGUUUCGUUUUCUAUCGAUGAUGUUCAUACGGUUACACUACUCUCCCACCAAAAUAGCUACGAAAUUCGAAUCUCUCGAAACGACCCUGACACCUCUCUUCAUGACCUCUGUGGAUAUGUGCUUGCAGCAAUCCUCUACACUAUCAAGUGCCUGUUCCAGCAUCUGGUGAUGCAUAUUGCAUUCCAAUGUCCCUGUUCCAAGGCUUGUACUGAACGCAGCGUCAACCAUCUGUGUGCUCUCUCUAGCAAAUCACGAAUCAGGUUUAUCUGUGAGGCUUCCAAGAAAGCAGUUGGUCUCAAAUCAGAACAGCAAGUCUGGCUGGGAAAGGCUGUAGAUGUUGGUCAGAAGGCAAGCUUGUGUGUGCUCAAGUUCGCUAGAAAGUCUGUGGAUCAGUUCUCCUUUGAUUGGAGCAAAGUGGGAGAUGAUGACACAGCACCUGUUCUCAGCAAACCCAACACUGUGAGCUUCCCGAGUGUGAGAGAGGAGGACUUUGGUCACUACCAGUGUGAGGUGAAGGAUGCAGCUGCUGGGAAAGUGCUCCUCACUCUCUACACAGCUCUCUACAAACACCAGUCAAGAUCGUCACAAGAGGAACAUCCUAGCAAAAACCAAACAACAGUAGAAAUUGCACAACGGGCGUCCAUUGUUUUGACUGGAGAUGAUAUUCCAACAAUUUGUGAGAAGCUGAGAAGUGCCAGCAAGAAUUGGUUCAACUUUGGACUGGCCCUCGGGGUGAACUAUUACGAGAUGGAGAAUAUUCAAGAUCGAUACCAAGAUAACGAUCGCCGCCUAAUGAAGGUGGUAGCCAAGCGCCUUGAAGUCACUGAUCCAGAACAUCCGAUGACAUGGCCUUACAUAUGUGAAUGUCUAAGGAGGCCUACUGUUGAGCGUAACGAUGUAGGUAAACAAAUCGAAGUAUUAGGACUAUGUGGUUGAACAUCACACAACACAAACUAGUAACAUUCUUUUUUUAUGAUCUAUCCUAUUAAGCACUCA
Molecule: messenger RNA, 2944 nt
Organism: Halichondria panicea
Lineage: Eukaryota; Metazoa; Porifera; Demospongiae; Suberitida; Halichondriidae
Exons: 4
Coding region: 1325-2884 (519 amino acids)
Source: RefSeq, a predicted model, not a curated record